AUGCUGUGUCCAGUCCUUCUCAAUGAGCGGGAUGGUGUCGUAUUCUUCUGUUUCCUGUCUGUUUUGCCUUUUUUUCUUGGUUGCUGGUUCGGCUUCACCUCACUCCUCCCAUCACAUCGCUGCUGCUGGUGGUGUCUCUAUGCUGGAAAAGAAAUUAUCAUCCCGCUUCCUGGCGUGGCUAUCAAUGGAUAUCGCGUUAUGGAGUCGAGAGUUGCCUGCAUGCACGCUUAUGUCGAGGGUUGUCCUGAUACCCCAGAGCCAAUGCAAGCCACGGACAUCAACCGGCCACAGACCUCUGCUGAUCAAGAUGUUCAAAAGUGA
This is a messenger RNA of Trichophyton benhamiae CBS 112371, 321 nucleotides long. RefSeq lists its product as uncharacterized. The transcript has a single exon. The record is from RefSeq and is a predicted model, not a curated record. NCBI's taxonomy places the organism in Eukaryota, Fungi, Ascomycota, Eurotiomycetes, Onygenales, Arthrodermataceae. Bases 1 to 321 code for a protein of 106 amino acids.